GUCGCGAAUUCAUGUGCAUCAAUUUUUCUUUUUCUUCUUUCUUCAGUACCACAUCGCAGAGGCUUCGAGAGCCCCAGCACGACUUUUCUAAUUGUAUUUCCAGCCUCAAUUGUUACCUGAGCGUUCCUGCUGUGCUUGUUCUCCCAAUACCCCGAGACAGUCAAGAGACUUCGCGUCUCGCACACUGUCGACUAAUCUCACCACCAUGGAUCAACAAAGAUUUCUAGAGCAGUUGGCCAUUGUCCUUGAUCCCAAGAAGGGCAAUGUCAAAACCGCCACCAAUGUUCUGCAAAAUGAGUUCUACAAGAACCCUCAGUCGUUGUUAUUCCUCAUUCAGUUAAUCAUCUCUCACGACAGCUCUGAGCUCAAACAACUUGCCGCGACGCAAGCCAGACCUCUAGUCUCCAAGCACUGGACGAAGAUUCCUCAAGAGCAGAGACAACAUGCCAGAAGCCAGUUGUUCUCAGCUACGCUUGCCGAACCCUCCUCCCUCGUCCGCCAUGCCUCCUCUCGGCUGAUCAGCUCCAUUGCCAAAAUCGACCUCGAGGAUGGUGAGUGGCCUGAAUUGCCAGGCAUGCUCCAGCAGGCUGCUACCAGUGCCAGCGCUGCUGAGCGUGCUGUUGGUGUCUAUGUGCUUUACAGCAUCCUGGAAACUAUGGGUGACGGCUUCAGUUCGAAAUUCAAAGAGUUGUUCGCCCUGUUUGGUAAAACGAUCAAAGAUCCAGAGUCCCUCGAGGUCAGAAUCAACACCAUGCUGGCUAUUUCCAAAAUGGCUCUGGUCAUUGAUGCAGACGAGGAUGAAUCAUCGAUAAAAGCCUUCCAGAACAUGUUUCCCGCUAUGGUCGCUGUCCUGAAAGACACGAUUGAUUCAGGCAAGGAAGAACAAGCCAUGUUGGCAUUUGAGGUCUUCAACACCCUUCUUACCGCCGAAUAUCAGCUCAUCUCCCAACACUUUCAAGACUUGGUUCGUUUCAUGAACGAAAUCGCUACCAAUACAAACAUGUCCGAUGAGACUCGCACGCAAGCCAUCAGCUUCCUAAUGCAAUGUGUGAUCUACAGACGCCUUAGAGUUCAAGGAGCCAAGAUGGGAGAGCCACUGACCAAGAGCAUGCUGCAAAUUGUCACUGAGAUCGACGACGCUUCUGCCGAUGACGACGAUAUUACUCCCGCUCGCUCUGCGCUUGGUUUGAUUGACACAAUGGCACAAAGCCUCCCAGCUAACCAAGUUCUGGUACCGCUGCUUGAUGCCCUUCCUCAGUACUCAAAGAGCUCUGAUCCCAAGCAUCGUCAAGCAGGUAUCUUGGCCCUCGGCAUGGCUGUGGAAGGGGCUCCCGACUUUCUCAGCACUCAGCUGCCAUCCGUUCUCCCUACCCUGUUCACCCUGCUGGAGGACUCCGAAGUGACUGUUCGUCAGGCUGCGCUGCAGACGACCGCACGAUUGGCAGACGACCUGCCAGAAGACAUCACCAAGCAGCAUGAGAAGCUUAUGCCUUUGCUUGUCAAGAACCUUACGGCCGCCAUGGGGGCAUUCAAGGGUGAGGAGGAAGGUCCCACGGUUGACAUCAUGAAGUCUGCGACCAGCGCUAUCGACGCUGUCGUCGAUGGUAUGGAUGCCCAGGAUGCUGUGCAGUAUCUGGAUAAAUUGGCUCCUCUACUUCAACGUCUCUUCAAGCAUCCCGAUUUCAAGAUCAAAGCCUUGGCUGCUGGUGCACUUGGUUCGUUGGCUUCGACCGUCGAAGGGCCUUUCCUGCCAUACCUCAACGACUCCAUGCACGCGAUGCAAGAAUACAUUACCAAAAAAGAGAGCGAAGAAGAGCUCGACUUGCGUGCAAGUUGCACUGACGCUAUGGGUGAGAUGGCCGUUGCUGUUGGUGCGACUGAAUUCAAAGACUAUGUCCAGCCUUUGAUGCAAACCAGCGAAGAGGCUCUUCACCUGGAACACUCUCGUCUCAAGGAAAGCACAUACAUCCUCUGGGGUUCGUUGGCUAAGGUGUACGAGGAAGACUUUGCUCCAUUCCUUGGUGGAGUGGUGCACGGCUUGUUCGCCUGUAUCGAUCAAGAAGAGGCUGACCUUGAGGUUGCGCUUGGAGAUAGUGCAAAGGACCUACUGGGCAAGGAAGUGACCAUCGCUGGCCAGAAGGUCAAGGUGGCUGCAGCCGACAGCGACGAUGAGCCUGAAGAUGGAACCAUUGAGGACGUCGAGAUUGGUGAUGACGACGACAGUGAUUGGGGCGAUCUGGCUACCGUUACCCCCAUUGCUUUGGAGAAGGAAAUUGCUAUUGAAGUCAUCGGCGAUGUCGUGUCCAACACCAAAACAGCAUUUCUGCCAUACUUUGAGAAGACCAUCGAGAAGUUGUUGCCAUUGGCAGAACAUUCCUACGAAAAUGUCCGAAAAGCCACCAUUAGCACCUUGCAUCGAGCAUAUGCCGCUCUGUACGACGUCUCCGAGGAGUCUGGCCAGAUUCAGAAAUGGAAGCCCGGUCUUCCAGUGCAAGUUGAGCCUACCCAGGAAUUGAAGAAAUUCGGAGAACUCUUGAUGACUGCUACGUUGAAUGUGUGGACCGAGGAGGAUGACACUGCCACCGUCACGGAGACCUCGCGGGCUCUGUCAGAGAACCUCAAACUCACUGGUCCAUCCCUCCUCUCUUACCCAGACUGCCUGUCUCAGAUCGUUCAGACUGUCACGGCCCUGAUCACCAAGAAACAUCCAUGCCAGCUUGACAUGGAUGAAUUGGAUGAGGAAGAUAUGGAAUCCACAGAACUAGAAUGGCUUGUCGUUGAUAGUGCAAUGGACGUCAUCUCCGGACUCGCCGCAGCGCUGGGCCCUAGCUUCGGCGAACUCUGGAAAAUUUUCGAGAAGCAAGUCUAUCGGUAUGCGAGCGGCGGUGAAUCUCUCGGCCGUGCGUCUGCCUGCGGUGUGCUCGCAGAGAUCAUCACCGGCAUGGACGCUUCAGUCACACCAUACACUUCGCAAAUGAUGAACGUCUUGCUUAAGCGCCUCGGUGACGAGGAUGCCCAGACAAAGUCCAACGCGGCAUACGCCGUCGGCCGUCUUGUCGAGAAGUCCAACGACGACGCCACCGUGCUCAAGGCAUAUCCCCAGAUUCUUCAGAAACUCGAGACAAUCCUGCACAUCACCGAGGCUAGGUGCACAGACAAUGCCGCAGGUUGUGUCGCACGCUUAAUCCUCAAACACAAGGACAAGGUGCCCGUGUCGCAAGUUCUGCCUGUCUUGGUGGACAGCGGCAUCUUGCCUCUCACCGAAGAUUACCAGGAGAACGAGCCCGUGUGGAAGAUGAUCGUGCAGCUCUACCGUGAUCAAGACUCUACGGUUCAGCAACUCACGCCGAAGUUGGCUCCAAUCAUGAUGAGCGUGCUAGGCGAUCCCGAGGACCAACUCACCGACGAAGUGAGGGAACAAGUUCAGGCUCUCGUCGAGCACCUGAAGAGUAUCCACUAGACAUUUUCUUCAGCGUCACGCGCACCGAACAUACGUCUGGGGUUUGUAGACGUCCAGGUGAAUUUGGGUUAUUGGCUUGAAUUUUGCUCAGGGGGAAACGAGUGAUGAUUUUAUGAUGCUUGCGAGCUCCGACGGGUAUGGACAUGCCACGCACAUGAACGUGGCGCAUACGAAACUUACGAAAAGGGGAUGGAUGGUUGGUGAGACAAACACAAUGCAACGGCACGGUCAGUGGGUUGCAACGCAUAGUCAUAGCUGACGGGAUGAAUGAAGUCGAUGAAAACAAGAAUGAGACGAAUUGAGAAGAGUUUCCAAAGGGGGUUUCCCCCGUGCUUUACAACGAC
Exophiala oligosperma is the source of this 3804-nucleotide messenger RNA. RefSeq lists its product as uncharacterized. The record is from RefSeq and is a predicted model, not a curated record. Bases 206 to 3460 code for a protein of 1084 amino acids. Gene Ontology annotation, molecular function: nuclear import signal receptor activity; small GTPase binding. The transcript is spliced from 2 exons. Gene Ontology annotation, cellular component: cytoplasm; nucleus. NCBI's taxonomy places the organism in Eukaryota, Fungi, Ascomycota, Eurotiomycetes, Chaetothyriales, Herpotrichiellaceae. Gene Ontology annotation, biological process: protein import into nucleus.